Molecule: messenger RNA, 1552 nt
Organism: Prorocentrum cordatum
Lineage: Eukaryota; Dinophyceae; Prorocentrales; Prorocentraceae
Source: the annotation of a GenBank genome assembly
GACUGCCCCACUCGUCGAGGUCAUAGCCAAGCCGCUCGGCAUUCACCAAUUACGCUUGGAUCCAGCUCAAAAGCCUCGCCUGGCCAAUGCAGCUAGAGGCAACGCAAAGCCAAGCAUCGGCGCAAGGUAAGUUUGUUGAAAAUCGAAUGCGAUUGCUGUAACGACGGUGCUGCUAGUACGAUCGUCAAACUGUCGAGAAUACGACUGCACAGGCGCACCCUCGUACUUCUAAGACCAAUACACAUGGUUGUCCAAACACAACCUCAAGUGUGGACUCACCGCCUGGCUCGAUCAGAAUCCAGAGACUGAAAUCAGCGCGACUGGCUAAUAAAAGCUUGCUAUUGUGAGUUGUCACCUCGAGCUUGGCCCUCACCAGUGAAGCUGCCAUUCACUGCAAAAAGCCUCCUCCUGGAGGAGGGCGAGUCUGGUCAAUGCUGCAGCCAGGGUCACCACAGAGUCAAGCAUCGUUCCAAUUGUAAUGUUGCUGGCGUUCGAACGGUAGCAAUGGUCCUAUAACGCAACGCACGAGACGGAGCUGGUUACUAAUCCCAACACGAUCAGUAAGCUGAUCAAGGUGAGAUGGCGCAAAGGUAUCCUUGCAUGUUGGCAUCCUUACACGCAUGCUUGACAACGUACACAUUCAAAGAUAAACUCACGGCCUCGCUCGAUCAGGAUCCAGAGACUGAAACCAGCGCCAACAGGGUAAUACAAGCUUGCUGUUGUGAGUCGUCACAGCCAGCUGGGCCUUCACCGGCGAAGCUGCGAUUCAGCGCAAAAAAAAACUCGCAUGGACAUUGCUGGAGCCAAGGGCACCACAGAGUCGAGCGUCAGCGCAACUGCAAUGUUGCAGUGGCUCUGCAGCGCACGAGACGGAGCUACUAAUACGACCAGUAACCUGUCCAAGGUGGGAUUGCUCAAAUGCAUCCCUGUAUCCAGGCGGUAGUACACGUAUGCUUGAGAAUAUGCAGAAUGAAAGGUGGAAUGAUGGCCUGGCUCGAUCAGGAUCCAAAGACUAAAAUCAGCGCCGAUUGGCUAAUAAAAGCUUGCUAGUAUAAGUCGUCACCUCGAGAUCUGGAAGUGUGGCCACAAGCUUCUAGCGAACUGCCACUGCACAGCGCACCUUGACGGUCAGAACAAAUUGCUGGCCGAAACUCGCCAGACCUGGACCCUCUGGGCUCGAUCAGAACGCAAACGUGUGAAAUCAGUGCCGGCUGGCUCAGCCUUUACGAGUAUAGUUCAAGCUCAUCACCUCGAGCCUGUUGCAGCCCCUCCCAAUAUCAACUGUUUGUACAUCACGCAUGCGAGCUCUGAGGUCGGAACGCCUAUCCACCACCGCACCGACCACACCUUGAGGUGUGUUCGAGGACCUGAUGGCUGUCUUGUGAAACCAGGCCACUCACCGCACACUGCAGAAGUGCGUAGAGAAGGCUGCGCUACGACGGCUGCAGCAUGCCCCGAGACAAGCCCACGAUCGCCGAAGACCCCCACAUCCUUACCCAGUCGUUCGGAUUUCACCAAUGAAGCUGGGGCUCACUGGCAACAACCUCGCCUC